Messenger RNA from Silurus meridionalis, 2858 nucleotides. RefSeq names its product histamine H3 receptor. The coding region runs from base 378 to 1628 and encodes 416 amino acids. The transcript is spliced from 3 exons. Gene Ontology annotation, biological process: adenylate cyclase-activating adrenergic receptor signaling pathway. The record is from RefSeq and is a predicted model, not a curated record. NCBI's taxonomy places the organism in Eukaryota, Metazoa, Chordata, Actinopteri, Siluriformes, Siluridae. Gene Ontology annotation, molecular function: histamine receptor activity. Gene Ontology annotation, cellular component: membrane.
CACGCGCUGUCCAAGCGCGCGCUUACACCCUGAGGUGUCGGUUUUUAUCGCCUCAGCUCUUUCAGCGAAAAUAUAACAAAAUAUUAUUUUCUGUAUAUAUAAUUUUUAUACAUAAAAAAAAACAUUUAAUGGAGUCCUGAGAAGAAGAAAAUCCGGUUCUCGAUACUUUCCCAUUCGGAAAAUGAUUUUUUGCUGAACAUUUCGGUGUGAAUUGACUUUUUUUUUCUUUCGACGAUAGCGACAAAUCCUUCUUCUUGGUUCAAUGGAGGAAAGGACACUUGGAUGUGUUUAAAAGAAAAAGAAGAGAAAAAAACGAGAGAAAGAAUGUGUGUAAAGCCGCCUCAGGUGUUCGAGUCGCGGGCAGCGCGGAGUUGACCAUGCUCACCUGUUUCUCCGGACACGGUAACUCGAGUGCUGAGCAGGAGGGCAUCGGCGGUGCCACGGUGCUCCUGGCCGCCCUGAUGAUGAUCCUGGUGGUCGUGGUGGUGGUGGGAAACGCGCUGGUCAUCUUCGCCUUUGUCGUGGACAAGAGCCUCCGAAAUCAGAGCAACUACUUCUUCCUUAAUUUGGCAAUAUCUGAUUUUCUGGUUGGGGCGUUCUGCAUCCCCGUCUACAUGCCCUACAUCUUGACAGGCCGAUGGAUGCUGGGUCGGGGCCUCUGCAAGCUGUGGCUCGUGAUGGACUAUCUGCUCUGCACCGCCUCCGUCUUCAACAUAGUCUUAAUCAGCUACGACCGCUUCCUGUCCGUCACCAGAGCUGUGAGGUACAGAGCACAGCAGGGAAUGACUCGGCACGCUGUGGGAAAGAUGCUGGCUGUGUGGCUGCUGGCUUUUCUCCUUUAUGGCCCCGCCAUAAUCUUCUGGGAAGACAUCGCUGGUGAGAGCAUCGUUCUGGCUGACGAGUGCUUUGCCGAGUUCUAUUGCACCUGGUACUUCCUGCUAAGCGCGUCUACCUUCGAGUUCUUCUCGCCGUUCAUCUCAGUGACCUUCUUCAACCUCAGCAUCUACCUCAACAUCCAGCGGCGAAACAAGAGCCGAGCAGCUCAGCGCGGAGCAGAGAAAGAGGACGGAUGGAGGGUGAUGGACAGCGGGGCAUCGCCCUCAUCUGCGGUCUUCUUCGUCAGGACGCGCAAAGUAUCCUCCAGCGAACCAGCGGGCGUUUCAGCUGUGAUUGAGGAGGACAUGGAUAUUUCUCCGUCCUCCAGUGGAGACCCCAGCUGCAGUCAAUCAGUGUCUCUCUCUCUGAAGACUGUCAAUAAGAAGAAAGGAGCGUUGAGCUGCUGGUUAAAGACACGCAUGGUCCAGUCACAGGUGCCGUCUCGGAACGGGGAGAACUCGCGUCUCUCGCGGGACAAGAAGAUCGCAAAAUCUUUGGCAGUGAUAGUGUGUGUUUUCGGCUUGUGCUGGGCGCCGUACACCUUGCUCAUGAUCAUUCGAGCAGCCUGUAGCGGCACGUGCAUAGAACAUCACUGGUACGAAGUCACAUUCUGGCUCCUGUGGCUUAAUUCAGCCAUUAACCCUUUCCUGUACCCACUGUGCCACAGCAGCUUUCGCAGGGCCUUCACUAAGAUCCUUUGCCCUAAACGCCAGUCUGUCGGGCCGCAUGAGGAAACCGCAUCCUGCCAGUGACAGCAGACAAGAUUUCACCCAGUCUGGGAAUGGCAGUGGGAGAUUAUGUGUGAUUAUUGAGGCAGCAGGCUAUGGAAGCCCAUUUCCGCCACAUAAAAAAAGUUUGCUCAAUUAUGACCUUUUCACAAAACUGGCAGAAAUAAAGUCGGAACUGCAAGGAAAAAAGUCGUAAUUGAGAAAUAAAGUCAGAAACUCUUAAAAAACCUUUUAUUGGAAGCCCAUUCCCACCAAAUAAAACAGUUCUAAUGUAGACUUUAUUUCUCACAAUUUUUGAAUUAUUUCUCACAAUUCCACAUUUAUUUCUGCUAAUUCUGAAAAAAAAAUAAAAUCACAGGGAAAAAAAAAAAAAUCUGAAUUGUGAGAAAUAAAGUCGCUUAAUUGUGCAUUUACGCCCCCCACCCCCCUGAGAUUCACAUUAACUAUGAAUGUUAGCCCUCAUAACUGAUGAAACCAGGAUGUUAAAAGCAAUGCAUGAGUGUGUACAGUCCAUUCUCACCGAUUAUCCUCCAUAUUGAUGAUGUGCAUUCAGCUGGACGGAUUUCAGAGCUUGACGAUGUGAAGGAAGUCUGAGAACAAUACACUGCACCUGCACUCUCAACCUAGUCAGUGUUGUUUCUGAGUGUGAGACAAACUGCUGUUAGUUUUGCCAUUUCUAAGGAAUACGACUCGUGUUUUCACAGGUUGGAUUUAUAAUUUGGAACGACAGCAGAACUCUAGCAAAUGUUCUGUUGUUUUAAUCUGUCGUUUUAACAAAUAAUGACAAACGGAUUCUCAAGUCGAGCAUGUGUGGAUGUCUGGACCCACACAUGGUGUGUGAUUGUAUUGUUGGCACUUAAAUAAUUGAAUUGUGACGUUUUUAGAAAAUCAUUUAAAGUAUGAUUUAAAAAAUAUAUUUAUUCCUGUAUAUAGUUAUGUUUCCUUUGCUUUUCAAGUGAUUUGUUGUUUCCAUAAAUAAACUUGGCAUUUUAAAGUGUACACAAAUGUCAUUAAGUUACAAGCAGGUGUGUCAGUUAUAAGCAUUAUUAUCCCUAAUGCCUAGUUAUUCUUAGUUACUCAAACAAUAUCUAAAAUGUGAACCAGAUGAUUUUCUGAUCUUCCAGACAAGCAGAACCUCCUGUAAAUGACCCUUCUGUUUUGCACAGAAAUCUGAUUUAUUCGUCCAGCACAUGUUGAACACUAGGACUUAGCAACGCAGCACCGAGCGAUCCAGUGACCCAUUCCACUCCACAC